Molecule: messenger RNA, 699 nt
Organism: Colletotrichum spaethianum
Lineage: Eukaryota; Fungi; Ascomycota; Sordariomycetes; Glomerellales; Glomerellaceae
Product: multidomain esterase
Exons: 2
Coding region: 1-699 (232 amino acids)
Molecular function (GO): phosphatidylcholine lysophospholipase A1 activity
Source: RefSeq, a predicted model, not a curated record
AUGCAGCUUUCCAAGAUUCUGCUUUACUUCGGCUUGGCGGUUUCCGUCGUUGCCCAAACCAAGAUCAAAAUCAUGCCGCUAGGUGAUUCUAUCACGGAGAUUACAUGCUGGAGAGCGUUGGUCUGGGAUAUGUUGGUCAAAGAGAACCUUGCCAGCAAGGUGGACUUCGUUGGCACCAUGAGCAACAACCCAGCCAGCUGCCGGGCUCACUUAGGCUCGUUCGACCUCAAUCACGAAGGCCACUCUGGCUGGCUGUCCAUCAACAUAGCGAACCAGUAUAUUCAGGGCUGGCUCAGCACAUUCAAGCCGGAUAUUGUUCAGUUCAUGCUCGGCACAAAUGACGUCUCGAACGGCCGGGCGACGAACGAUAUUGUUGCCUCUUACACUAAGAUUAUUGGACUGAUGAGGCAGUCCAACCCUCGGAUGAAGAUUAUUGUCGAUCAACUGAUUCCCCUCUCGUACAACAUGAACGGAGUCAAUGCUGUCAACGCGCAGAUCCCGAACUGGGCCCGUUCUCAGAACUCUACCAAUUCCCCCAUUCUGCUCGCCGACUGCUCCACGGCUGCUGGCUAUACGCUUGCCAUGAACAAACAGGAUGGCGUGCACCCCAACGAGCAAGGCGAUCAGUUCAUUGCGAAUAAAGUUGGACCAUUACUGAUCAAACAUAUCAAGGAUCUUGUCAAGGAGCGAGGGCUGUAG